Laccaria bicolor S238N-H82 is the source of this 1161-nucleotide messenger RNA. RefSeq lists its product as uncharacterized. The transcript is spliced from 10 exons. The record is from RefSeq and is a predicted model, not a curated record. The coding region runs from base 1 to 1161 and encodes 386 amino acids. Lineage: Eukaryota; Fungi; Basidiomycota; Agaricomycetes; Agaricales; Hydnangiaceae.
AUGACGCGGACUCUCCAUACACUGACCCAUCACUACAAACCCUCUCUAGUCCGGCAAAUACUGCGCAAGACCCAUCGGUUUCGCUCCCUCGCAACUCUUGCUCCCCGUCCCUAUACCUUUCACAUCGCCGCAAGCUGGGCAGGAAAAGUUGAAGACCACCGAAUACGAAAGGUUCCCUUUCCUCCGGAUACCCCCAUUGGAUCAUGGCGGGAUAAAAUGCUUUCACGUCCAAAAUCAGCUUAUAAUAACAAUGACGCAGGCGAAGACUUCUUUUUUAUACAAGAGGUAGGCACUAUUCCUCCUCCUCCCUCCCCGCGUCACCCGUCGCGCAAGAGGAAUAAGAUGAUCCAGGUGCGCGAGCGGGCGCGCAUGCGGAGCCAGUCAGGCGUCUCAUUUGGCGUUGCGGAUGGGGUUGGCGGAUGGACGGACAGCGGCGUCGACCCAUCUCUCUUCUCCCAAGCUCUUAUGUACCACGCCCACCGUUAUUCGAGAAAUGCUUGGGCGGGAGAGCCCGAGAUUGACCCCACCAUGGACUAUGAGGAGCGCGAACAGAUAGAGGGCUGGGAGAUGACCCCAUAUGAAUGUCUGGAUUUGGCGUAUGGUGGUGUCCUUCGAGAGCGGUUUGUUCAGGCUGGUUCAAGUACAGCGUGCAUUAUUAGCCUAAAUGCUUCUUCCGGAGUACUUCGCUCGGCAAAUCUGGGCGAUAGUGGUUUCACGAUAUUUCGGGGUUCAAAUAUGUUAUACCGACAACCAUCACAAACACACUUUUUCAAUUGUCCAAAACAGCUGACAAAACUUCCUGCCAAUUCCGGUCGCAGGUUUCCUCGAGCUUGCGUCGAUUCCCCAAGCGAGGCAUCCACGCACCAGGUGAAAUUACGAGAUGGCGACAUCAUCGUUGCCUAUACAGACGGACUAUCGGAUAAUGUAUUCCCCGAUGACAUGGCAACUAUAUGCUUGCUCGCUUCCCGGGCUGGCGGGUCCGAGGACGUACGGGUGCAAGCCAUAGCAGACCGUAUGGUUCAUUAUGCGCGUCUAUGUAUGGACAGCAAAGACAGAGUUAGCCCAUUUGAGAGAGACGCAGCUCGACAAGGCAUGUUUUUCCGAGGCGGAAAACCAGAUGAUGUUACAGUUAUUGUUGCCCUUGUCAAGGAGACGAUAUGA